GUUUCACACCCAUAAUGAAUUUGAUUUUGACUCUGAAGAUGAAUGAACAGUUCCCCCAACGCCCAGUCUACGCCACCUAAUCAAACCGCACACUCUUUCUAUGGAUGAUGUAAACAGUGAACAAUGCACGCACGCAAGUAAGCGGAGGGCGAGACCACGCAACUAACAAAAUCUACGCUCACACCGAAGCCUUUGUCAGGUUUCAUCAAACUGUCUGGUAGACCGACCAGUCAAAUCUCAUCAUUUCUCAUACCACAACGAUAACUACUCUCUCGCACUUACGAACCCUAAACUACUACUACUAUUAUUACUUCAAAUUUUCUUUCUUUUAAGUUUAUACUGAUCGAUCUCUAAGCUAACGACCCUUCAAUUUUUCCUUUUCGAUUUCAUCUAAUUAGGAAGUGCGGGUCAUUUCUUGGGCAACUAAAACAAAUCUCUCCUCAAAGUCAUCUACCUUUUAAAUUUGUCUCCGUCUGAUCUCUUUUUCUCUCACCUGUUGGUCUCUUCUUCUGCUAUAUACCUUCUCUUCCUUCCUCGGACUUCUCUGUCUACCCUUCUUCUUUUUGGAGUUUUAGCAGUUGGGGACUAAAGGGUUUUUUGAUUUUCAGCUGGAGAUCAUGAUAGAAUGAUUGAUGAUUCUUCUGUUUUUUCUCUCUUUACUAAUCUUAGUAUCUCCAAAGGGAUUUUUUUCUCCUUUCUGACAAUAAUAUUCAGGCUCAGAUUUGAAAGUCAAGUGAAUAAUAUUUGAGAUAGAGAGAGAGAGAGAGAGUAAAGUUGGAAGGAAUGGCAGCGCCGCCUAGUAGUAGGCUUCAGAAUAUGUUGCAGACGGCGGUGCAAUCAGUUCAAUGGACGUACAGUCUUUUCUGGCAAAUUUGUCCCCAGCAAGGGAUCUUAAUAUGGUCAGACGGAUACUACAAUGGAGCAAUUAAGACAAGAAAGACAGUGCAACCAAUGGAGGUUAGUGCGGAGGAAGCUUCUUUGCAAAGGAGCCAGCAGCUUAGAGAGCUGUACGAGUCAUUGUCUGCCGGGGAGACGAACCAACCAGCACGGCGACCAUGUGCAGCGUUGUCACCAGAAGACUUAACUGAGACGGAGUGGUUCUAUUUGAUGUGUGUCUCCUUCUCUUUUCCUCCUGCAGUAGGGUUACCAGGAAAGGCAUAUGCAAGGAGACAGCAUGUCUGGCUCGCAGGUGCAAAUGAGGUUGACAGCAAAACCUUUUCAAGAGCUAUUCUUGCUAAGAGUGCUCGUAUACAGACUGUGCUUUGCAUUCCUCUUCUUGAUGGUGUCGUUGAACUUGGCACCACGGAGAAGGUCCAAGAGAAUCUAGGGUUAGUCCAACGUGUCAAAACCUUCUUCAGUGAUCAAAGUCAUAACGCAAACCCUCCCCCACCAAAACCUGCUCUCUCCGAACACUCCACCUCAAACCCCGCCACCUCCUCGGACCACACCCGCUUCCACUCUUCUUCCCUUCCUCCCAUGUACGCCGCUGGAGACCCUCCAGUAAACGAUAACCAAGAAGACGAUGAUGAGGAAGAAGUAGAAGAAGAAAAUGAUGAUGAUGACGAAGAAGAACCCGAAUCAGACUCCGCUGAAACGGGUCGAAACAGCAGCCAAGUCCCCGCGCAAAUCACUCAAGCAGCAGUAGCAGCCGCAGGCGAGCCAAGCGAACUAAUGCAGUUGGAUAUGUCGGAAGAUAUUAGGCUAGGGUCACCAGACGACGCAUCAAAUAACUUGGACUCAGAUUUUCACAUGCUAGCAGUGAGUCAAAGCGGGAAGCAAGCCGACCAGCAGAGGCGAGCCGACUCGUUUAGAGCCGAGACGAGUAGGAGGUGGCAAAUGCUACAGGAACCAAUGAGCAAUAACUUUCAACCAACUUCUUCAGGGCCCCAGCCCUUGGAUGAACUGUCACGAGAAGAUACCCACUAUUCUCAGACCGUCUCCACCAUCCUCCAAGGCCAACCAACCCGCUGGGCCGAGUCAUCCUCAACCGGCUAUGCCACCUACUCCACCCAAUCAGCAUUUGCCAAGUGGACAACCCGUUCAGACCACCACAUCCACGUGGCCGUCGAAGGCAUGUCCCAAUGGCUCCUCAAGUACAUUCUAUUUACCGUACCAUUCCUCCACGGCAAAUACCGCGACGAGAACUCCCCCAAGUCACGUGACACCGACGCAGCCGCUCGGUUCCGCAAGGGAACUCCUCAGGACGAGCUCAGCGCCAACCACGUGCUGGCAGAGAGGCGACGACGCGAGAAGCUCAACGAGCGGUUCUUUAUACUAAGAUCGUUGGUUCCGUUUGUUACCAAAAUGGAUAAAGCUUCCAUACUCGGGGAUACCAUAGAGUACGUGAAACAGUUACGUAAAAAGAUUCAAGAACUCGAAACACAAAACAGACGAAUGGAAGCUGAAAACGAACGGUCGAGAUCAGCUGAUUCACUGCAGAGACCGAGUAGUUUGAAGGAUCAGAGGAAUGGGGUAACGGUGUCAGAGCGGACACGAUCAUUGGGCCCGGGACCAGGGCCGGAUAAAAGGAAGAUGAGAAUUGUGGAAGGUAAUGACGGUGGAACUAAGCCGAAGACGGCGGAGUCGCCGCCCCAAGCAACGGUGGAGACGUCGGUGGAGGUGUCGAUAAUAGAAAGCGACGCGUUGUUGGAGUUGCAAUGCGGGUAUAGGGAAGGGUUGUUGCUUGAUAUAAUGCAGAUGUUAAGAGAACAGCUUCGGAUUGAGAUAACGGCGGUUCAGUCUUGUUUGAACAAUGGGGUGUUUGUAGCUGAGUUGAGAGCCAAGGUGAAGGAUCGUGAGAAGGGGAAGAAAGUAAGCAUAAUGGAGGUGAAGGCGGCAAUAAAUCAAAUAAUACCUCGAUUCUAAGUUUUGGGUUUUUUGGCAAUAAAAUCGAAGUAAGCA
This is a messenger RNA of Durio zibethinus, 2901 nucleotides long. RefSeq names its product transcription factor BHLH42-like. Gene Ontology annotation, molecular function: protein dimerization activity. The record is from RefSeq and is a predicted model, not a curated record. NCBI's taxonomy places the organism in Eukaryota, Viridiplantae, Streptophyta, Magnoliopsida, Malvales, Malvaceae.